ACUACCAAGGCCCCAAAGUGAAGAAGAAGAAAAAUUGCAGUCUUAUUACUUUGAGAUCCUAAGGAAUUUAAUCAUGCCAUGUUGGGGAAAUAAAGAAAUGGCAUGUUCAAGAUACAUGGUUAGUAUUAGGUCUGACCCAAUAUUCAGGCUCUUCCCACGUCAUUCUCUCACGAAUGAUUGUGUAUUGAUGAACAUAAUCUUUAAAGUGAAGACAUAUGUGGGUCGAGGAGGUAUCGGUUCUGAAAUUCGAGAGGGUAAGAGAUCGAAUCGAGUGUGGCCAUGGAAGACCGCCAUCCCUUUGGAUGUUCUAGUUCUAAGAGACUCUGCUAAAGGAUUCAUCUACUUCUUAAUUGACAAGUUCAUAUUCAUGGGCAUUCCCCAGAAGAUCAUAGCCUCCCUAGUAUGUCAAGUCAUGGUUCAACUGAGGGUGACCUCGAAGGACUUCACCGCUUCGCACCUUGAACCAACCAUUAAUGUAGCAUUGGAGGUAUUUCUGUCUGUGGAAAUUGAGAGGGAGAUUGAAGAAUACGAGGAUCCAGCGGAGAAAGAUUGAGAGGGAGAUUGAAGAGUUUGAGGAUCCAGAGGAGAAAGAUAAUGUGUGUGUGCCUGUCUGAGGUUGGUGUUCAAUAUGAUGAUGAUGCAUGGGAGAUGCCAUGUAACCACAUUUAUCACAUUGAUUGCAUUUUGCAUUUUGAAGUGGCUAGAGUCCCAUGAUUUAUGUCCAGUGUGCGCCGAUCUUUAUGAUAAAUGAUUGCAUUUUGAAGUGGCUAGAGUCCCAUUUUUUAUGUCCACUGUGCCGAUCUUUAUUUAUUAAAUAACAAGUCAAGGUAAGAGCAAAUACUUGUAUAUAUUGAUGAAACUUUCUGAAUUUGUUUUUGAGCAAAUACUGUCCUACA
Molecule: messenger RNA, 896 nt
Organism: Amborella trichopoda
Lineage: Eukaryota; Viridiplantae; Streptophyta; Magnoliopsida; Amborellales; Amborellaceae
Source: RefSeq, a predicted model, not a curated record